Pyricularia oryzae 70-15 is the source of this 1481-nucleotide messenger RNA. RefSeq names its product secretory lipase. Gene Ontology annotation, molecular function: triacylglycerol lipase activity. NCBI's taxonomy places the organism in Eukaryota, Fungi, Ascomycota, Sordariomycetes, Magnaporthales, Pyriculariaceae. The record is from RefSeq and is a predicted model, not a curated record. Gene Ontology annotation, biological process: lipid catabolic process. The transcript has a single exon. Bases 120 to 1481 code for a protein of 453 amino acids.
UUGAUCAGAAUGCCGCCGCUACUCGGUCCCUGGGAAUCCAGAUUGUCCCUCACCGGCAUCGUCUCCGAGAGUCCCUCACCCCAGCCAACCUUGUGCUCUUUGCAUCCUCCUUCUCCGCCAUGCUCCCACAGGCCAUCAUCCUACUAGGCGCCGCCGUCCUCGGCCGCAGCCAAGAGACAGCCGGCUGCAACGACAGCUGCAGAAAGGCGUACGAGGCAGCCCUGGCCGCCGAGGCGGUCAACUGGGCGACGUACGACGUCAGCAACGACCCCUUUUACGACACGCCGGGCAACUACUCGGCGUCGUCCAAGCCCGGCGACCUGCUGCGCUGGCAGGACCUCGGGUCCGACCAGCUGGCGUCCAACUGGACCCUGGUGCCCGAGGGCAUGUCGCUGUCGCGCUUCAUAUACGUCACCGAGGACAAGGACCGCCGGCCCAUCCCGUCCAGCGGCUACGUGCUGCUGCCAUACUCCGUCCCCGACGGCCGCGACACCUUCCGCACCCUCGCCUGGGCCCACGGCACCGCCGGCAACGCCCGCAAGUGCGCCCCGUCCAACAACCAGCGCCUGGACUACAGCUGGAUGGCGCCGUUCCUGUACGCGUCGCACGGCUACGCCGUCGUCGGCACCGACUACGCAGGGCUCGGCGUGCAGAUCCCCACCGCGUUCCAGUACGAGGCGGGGCAUCUGCACGCCGCCGACGUGGCGUACUCGGUCGUCGCCGCGCGCAAGGCCGUCGGCCACCUGCUGUCCGAGGACUGGGUCGUCGUGGGCCACAGCGAGGGCGGCAUGACGGCCUGGCGCACCAACGAGCGGCUGGCCAUGCCGGACCAGGACGAGCUGCUCAAGGCGGGCAGGUUCCUCGGCGCCGCGUCCAUCGCGCCCGCCCUGCAGCCCAUCAAGCUGAUCCCCCGGGAAAUCGAGCGCGCCAACGGCGGCCACAUCGAGAUCGUGUCCGUGUACCUGCUGCAGGCGCUGGCGGGCCUGUACCCCGACGCGGUCAGGAAGGAGGACUACCUGACCGAGCGCGCGCUGUCGCUGCUGCCGCUGAUCGACGAGGGGUGUCUGCGCUCGGGCUCGACCAUCAUGUCGCUGUUCAACGUGAGCGAGAUUUACAAAAAUACGAGCUGGAUCACGGGGCCCGCCAUGCAAAAGUGGCAGCGGGAGAUCAACGGCGCCGGGCCGCACCGGCUGGCGGGGCCCAUGCUGGUGGUGCAGGGCGACGCCGACGUGCUGACCUACGCCGAGUUUGCAGAGGAGGACUUUGACGCCACCUGCAGGCAGUUCCCCGAGUCCAGCGCAGAGUACCACCGGGUCCCCGGCGCCGGCCACGGCACCAGCCUCGAGGCGAGCGCGCUCUACUACAUCCCCUGGAUCAAGGCGCUCUUUGAAGGGAGGAAGCCCGAGCCUGGCUGUAGAAAGGUCACCGCGAAGCCUGUGACGGAUCGGUUCGCCAAGGACAAGACCGGGCCGCUGGCUUGA